GGAAAAAGGCUAACAUGACGUCGUCGUGCUUGUACAGAGUUCAGAGCUAAAGCCUUUUGAGUUCAUGUCUAAAAGUGUGUCUGAGUGAAAAGAAAAAAAAAAUAGAAAAAUAAGAGGAAAAUAAACAGGAUAAGAUGAAGAGAAAACAAAGGCGUUACAGAACGACAUUUAAUUCCCUGCAAUUGCAAGAGCUUGAACGAGCAUUUCAACGAACACAUUACCCAGAUGUCUUUUUCCGCGAAGAGCUAGCCGUUAAAAUUGAUUUGACAGAAGCACGUGUACAAGUGUGGUUUCAAAAUCGUCGUGCAAAAGCUCGCAAACACGAAAAAGGCCAAGAAUUCGGUUCAAAAGACGAUCAAUCCACGUAUUUGGGUUACGACGAUAGUCCGCCGUCGACAAAUUUACUCGGCGAGUCCAGUGAGCAGCAACCCUCGACGGAUUGUGGCGUCUCCGACAUGGAUAACAUGCGAUUAUUUAGUGUCACGCACGCAUCUCCCGAUCGUUUAUCGCCGAAUUUAUUUUUAAACUUGAAUUUUGAUCCGAGUUCCUCGUUCGACCACAACUGCCUCUCGUCGUCGAGUCAAUCGUGCAGCAAUCCACUGAAUGCCUUGACGUUCGAAUGGAGUACAACGACGACGACGACGGGAUCCUCGCCGCAACAUCACGCAUUUUUGGGCGGAAACAGAAAUUUGUAUGCGAAAAUUCCGACGCCGCCGCCUUCCUCGGGAAUUCAUGAACAUGACUCGCCGACGACGUAUGACGCGUAUGUCGAUCAAUUCAGCAUUUUGAAUUUGGAUCAGAGUAUUUUGGGCGGAUCGAGUGGCGCGAUUGCCAUUCAGGACAUGGAGAAGGGACAAUGUCUCAAUUUGGAUAGUUUGCAGUCGUUUGCCUUGAGUGACGAUGCGAAGCAUAACGAGCUCAUAGAUUUGGAGAAACCAAUUAACAUUAACAUUAACUUAGAUAGUCUAAAUGAUGAUAAAUUUUAGUGAAUUCCUUAUCAAUGUUCUGUUUUUUUCCUCUCUUUCAUAGCAAAUAUUUACCGAAAUUAGUCAAAUAAUGUUUUUAAAUUUUAUUGCAAUAACAAAAAAUAGAAAAAUUUAUUCAGCCUUGUUUAAGAGGAAGCUCAAAUCCGAUUCAGGUGGGUAUU
Culicoides brevitarsis is the source of this 1147-nucleotide messenger RNA. Its product is annotated as homeobox protein aristaless-like. Lineage: Eukaryota; Metazoa; Arthropoda; Insecta; Diptera; Ceratopogonidae. The record is from RefSeq and is a predicted model, not a curated record. The coding region runs from base 135 to 986 and encodes 283 amino acids. Gene Ontology annotation, molecular function: RNA polymerase II transcription regulatory region sequence-specific DNA binding; DNA-binding transcription factor activity, RNA polymerase II-specific. The transcript is spliced from 4 exons. Gene Ontology annotation, biological process: regulation of transcription by RNA polymerase II.